This is a messenger RNA of Nilaparvata lugens (brown planthopper), 5557 nucleotides long. Its product is annotated as basic helix-loop-helix transcription factor amos-like. Gene Ontology annotation, biological process: proteolysis. Bases 385 to 1458 code for a protein of 357 amino acids. Gene Ontology annotation, molecular function: protein dimerization activity; cysteine-type endopeptidase activity. NCBI's taxonomy places the organism in Eukaryota, Metazoa, Arthropoda, Insecta, Hemiptera, Delphacidae. The record is from RefSeq and is a predicted model, not a curated record. The transcript has 5 exons.
CUGCUCUAUUCACAAAUAGCGGGAGUUUGGUCAGUAAUAAUAAUAAUAUUUUUUUAUUUGUAAAUUUAGUUGAAAUUAGAAUUUGUUGGAGGCCUUGGAGCUUGUUGCUUUGAGGUUUGAUUGUAAGCUGUGAGUGAAAGUGAGUUUGUUGUUCAACUCUUGGUAGCAUUUUGAUGUUUUUUGACUGCAUAUUGUAAAUUUCUUAGCAUUAGAAGUAUAAAAUAGUUUAUUUCCAGUAGCCUACAGUACAUACUGCACGUAUUUUGUUGAAAUCUCUGAGCAUAAAAAGGAUUAUAGUUUUUAACAUCCAUUUCCCAGUUCAAAAUUAUUCUUACUUUCCUUGCCUUACAUGAGAAAAGUAUUGCUUUCCAAAAAAAUUAAGAAAUGGAAGCACAUCAUUCAAAACGUGAAGGAAUUAGGGAAGAUGAGCUCGAUAGUCUAGAAGCAAAUGCGACCUACAACAUGAACCACAAAGCACGUGGCUCAGCGAUCAUUUUCAAUCACGAACAUUUUCUUGAAAAUUUGGAUCAAAGAAAAGGUACAGAUGUUGAUGCUUUCAAACUGCGAAAUUCUUUAGAAAGACUAGGGUUUUCUGUUGUCUCAUAUAAAGACCGCAAAGCAGAAGAAAUUGAGAACAUAAUCACUGAAGCAAGUGAGGUUGAUCAUUCAGAGUAUGACUGUUUUGUGGUAGCUAUAUUGAGUCAUGGAGGAAAUGGAUAUAUAAACGCAUAUGAUCAUCCUUAUAAACCAGAUAUUUUGUGGACCAAGUUUUCUGCAGACAAUUGCAAAACACUUGUUGGGAAACCGAAACUCUUCUUCAUCCAGGCUUGUCAAGGAAGUGAAUUAGAUAACGGAAUUACUCUAUCGGUUCAAACUGAUUCCAGUUCCACAAAUGAAUUUUCAUUUCAUGAAGAAGACUUCCUUAUUGCUAAUUCGUCUAUCCCUGCAGCGGAUGGCAGCUCGGAUGGAUGUCACAGUCCGGCAUCCAGUCCUGACAGCUUCUAUGCGGCAACUCCGUCACCACCCACCGGAGCUGGCUACCACAAGCCGACCAACAGUCAUGGCUACCACAAGCCGACCAACACCAAAGACGACUUCCUGGCAGCUGGCUCGUUCUCGACCUCCUGGCAGCAGGAGACAUCCUCCUGGAAGCAGCCGUCCUCCUCCUGGAAGCAGCCGUCCUCCUCCUGGAGUCCGCAUCAGCCGUCUGCAUCGAGUUCGUCCUUCUCGCCUCCGACGUCACACGACUUCUCGCCGACGCCGGACGUGAUCCGACGUCGACGCCUGGCGGCCAACGCCCGCGAGCGACGCCGCAUGAACAGCCUGAACGACGCCUUCGACCGGCUGCGUGACGUCGUCCCGUCGCUAGGCAAUGACCGCAAGCUCUCUAAGUUCGAAACACUGCAGAUGGCGCAGACCUACAUAUCGGCGCUGCACGAACUCCUGCAAAGAGAUUGAAACCACCCUGUAAAUAGGUAAUUUAUUGUUCCUAAUUCAUUGUGAUUUUAGUAGUCUAUAGAGUAAAAUAAUAUUGAAGCAGUGGAAUUAAUUAUUUUUAGUAUAUCAAUCAUUGUUGAGAAUCUAAGGAAAAUAAAUCAGCCAAAUAAAUGAAUUUUGAAUUCCAUUCAUUGUCACAUCGUAAAUAGAAAUGAGGAAUGUAUUUCACUCCUGAGCAGGAGCUUCAAAUAAUAUUGAAGCAGUAGAAAAGUAAAUUAUUUAUCGUAUUGUUGAGAAUCUAAGUAUAAAUUAGCCUAAUAAAUGAAUUUGGGAUUCCAUUCAUUGUCAUAACGUGAAUAGAAAUUAAGAAGGAAUGCAUUUCACUCCUGAGGAGGAGCUUUUUCAGCCUCUGAAGAGCCUCAGCUUCAUCAGCCUCUUUAACAGGCUGAUAAAUGAAGCUCCUCCUCAGGAGUGAAAUGCACUCUUCAUUUCUCAUCAAAAAUUGAGUGUUUUUAAAAAUAUUUACAUAGAAACAAAGUGUCUAGACUACAUCAAAGUUAUUAUAUAGCGUUUCGUCAUGGAAAACAACAUCAAUUUCAUAAAUAGAAUAUUUAAAUUCGUGAAUUUCCAGUAUUGAGUAGGUUCAAUUAACAUUAUGGCAUGACAGUAGUCGUACUUCUUGAUUUCGACUUAUCUCUUCAAAAUGCUAGUACAAUAUGGAAUUUUGAACGACUGGCACUGAUAAGCGUUCUUACCAGAAGGACAGUGGGACUAAAUCUUUUUCUUGAAACCCUUAUUUUUAAAGCAUGAAUUUUUGCCCCUCUUCAUUCCUCUCGUUGUCUCACCUUGAGAUGAUGAGAUCUGAAAUAUUAUAUAGAAGUUACAUACAUGGACUUUGAAUAAUUUUAAAGUCAAGCUGAAACUGAUGACUGGUAAUUAUUUUAUUGGUUAAAGUUUUGCUUCUUGAUUAUUCCAUUCUUGAUUUCCUCCAAUUCCAUGAAAUAUAUUUUGUCAAAGAGACUUAUAAUCUUACAGUUAUUCAGCAUGCUUCAAUGAAGUCAGGUUCAAUCACCAUUCAAAUUUCAAAUUCUAAUUUAUUCAUUUCUUCGAUCUUACAGGCUUAGAAUUUUUCUUUAAUUUUCAAUUCCCUAAUUUUUAUAAAAUACUAGUCCAAAAAUGAGUAUUAUUCCGUCAGCACUUUCAAACACGGAUAUUUUUGUUCCCAAAAUAAUGUGAAAUUCAGAACAUUGAAUGUUGAUAUAAGAAGUAAACUCAAACGAUCCACUCUAGUAAUCAGUUGAAAACUUGAGAAAUAUUGAAAGAACAUAGAUGCUGAUAUGAUUAAGCCUCCUUGUGGAGUGCUUGCUGUUCUAUACAAACAAUAAUAUUUUGAAUUAUAGUUUCCUUUCUUCGCAAUAUGCUCUUUACUAUAAUAGUGUAAUACUGUACAUUUGAUUGGCCUAGAUUUCAUUUUAGUAUCUGAAGAAACGAAGUAACAGCGAGCUAUUUGAACUAUUUCGAGAAUAGCCUAUUCACAAGGUAAUUGAACUAUCAACAGCAGUAUUUAUUAUUUACUUACUUCUAUAAUCCACAUACUUGUUCACAUAAUUCCAUAUUACUUUACAUACUCAUUUAUAAAGUUUAUUUUAUUAUUAAAAUAAAAUUUGUGAACCAAUUUGAGAAAUUGUUAUCUAAUAAAUAUAUUAUUGCGGUAAAAAUUAUAGAGUAUAUUAUUAAGGCACUUUAAUAGUCCGAUUCAAUCAAGUGUAGUCAAACAAUAUUCAACUCACAAUUUCAUUUAAUUUGUUGCAUUCCUAUUGAAAUGAUUAAACCUUUGAAUAUGAGAAUUUUCUUUUUAAAUGUCACUUUGAACAUUCUAUUCAAAUGUAGAUCGAUUUUGAUUUCUACAUUCUAUAAAUUUACUUUAUUCUGUAAAGCUUAGAGAUAAUUUCAGAAUAUUUUAGUUCGCAGUUGGACCAAAUUUAGUAAUCCAUACAAAAGUAUUAUAAUAUAUGGGCUCACAUAAUUAUAUGAUAUCUCCAUGACAUAAUUAUUAAAUUCGUUAGACUGCUCUGUAACAAAUUAUUUUCCGAUUCAGACCUCUUGAGAUCUAAAAGGGAUUAAAACAUUUGUGGAAUUUUCAUAUCUAAUUUCGAUCUAAAAUCUUGUAAUAUUCUUAUAGUGUUUACAAACACCUUUCAGCCUUAUCUAUGAAGACGGUAGCCUCCCUCUUGGAACCAAGAAAUGAGAAAUUUAUAAAGGUUUUAAAACGAAUCUAGUUCUAGAGAAGUUUUUAAAUUAUUGUUACUAAUUAAACAUUAUUUUAUGACAGUGCGAAACCUAAUUUUCAAAGUUAUCAAUUAGUCAAUUCUCUUGUUAAAAUUGUUUAUAGCCCUCAUUGAGUUAUACUUUCACGUGGAGGAAAUAAAUUUAUUUUUUAAUGAGCUGCUAAAAUAGGUGUUGAAUGACUUACUUGUCAAACAUUUAUAAGCUAAGUAUGAUAUGACUAAGAUGACAAUUUUACGGCCUUUAAAAGGUUAUUACUUUCGAUGAUUUUUUGAUUUUAUGUCUUGAACUAAAAACAUUAUGUACAAUCAACUGUAACUUGUGGAUUUAUGUGGCACAUCAAGAUAACAAAAACUAAGAUAAUACCAUUUUAUAGUAAGAUUUAAACCCCCUAACUUAAGUAAUCAGGCUCUCUUGCAUUUUUAUGGAACGACAAGCAUCGUAAAUUAUUUCUAUUACCGUAAAUUAUAACAAUAAUUUUAUUAGAGUGAUAUUUUCAGAGAUAACAGAAAUAUCUGAAUAUGUUCAUGAAUUAAUUGCAGACAUUGUGGAAAAUAUUUAUUUCGACACUUGCGGCUGUUCCAAGUACAAGUAUCUGAUACUGAAAAUUCUCCCACAGACAUUCAUUUUGUUCUUGUUCGACCUUCUUUCCUUGAAUAUUAUCUUCAAGCUGUCAAUAAAUUUAUCUACGUGUAUAACAUAAAUCUUCAUUGAUUUGCUGCUCUAUUCAAUAUCAUUUUGAAUAACUGUCAUUCGCCACCUUUGAAAUUAGACAGAAAUUAGAAAUUCAUACUUAUCUGAUUGAACUAGUAGAGAUAAUAAUUCAAAUUUAAAAUCCAAAUGCAUAUAUGAAAUAAAUAUUCAUAUAUAGGUGACUAGGUAUACAUGCCUGCAACUGAAUUGCAUUCAGCUGAAUUGAAUUCUAUGUGAUCAACGCGUUCGUGUUGGAAAAAAUGUCGAACCACCUGUUGGAGACACCUGACUCUACCUGUGAAGAGUCGGAACCUUUUAGUCGAAAAGGCUGUUGGUACCAGCAAAAAGCAAAGGCCCCAGUGCCGAUUCAAGCUACUUAUAAGGCCAGCUCAAACUUUAAUUACCUAUUUAUUGUUGACAACACUUUUACAUGCCCUGCUAUAUUAGUGAAGCAGAUCAAUACGCAAUUAUUAUUUUUUUUAUAAACUAUCAAAUUUGAAUUUGCUGUGAUAUAUAUACUUAGUAUUGGUAGAGUUGUAAUACCAACAUCAAUAUUGACAUUGAUUUCUAGCGACUCCAAUAUACAUCUUGUUUGAAUAAAUAUUUUUCAACGUUUGAAAAAAACUCAAUGAAAUCCAAGUUCUAGAUAGUCAAGUUGAACAAGUUAUAAAUAUGUGAUGGAAUAUGAAUUUUAAUUGGAGAUGUCUUGCGUCUCAAGCUUGCAAGCUUGCAACUUAUUAACUUUAUAACGCGUAUAAUGAAUACAUUGAUUAUUUUAUUGAAUGUAGAAACCGUAGAGUUUAGCUAGAGGAAUAAAUCAUAUUUUUAUGAUCGUUCUACCUGUAUGAAUUGAGCUUGUAAAGAUAAAUGAAAAACGUUUUGUAGAAUCUCUAUCAAGGAUUCAAGGCAGGCCUUUUUGAAGAACAUUGUUUCAAGAUUAUUAGGAAAUCUGUAGCAAUGUGAAAUAUUCUUAUGGAUUACUUUAUUGUACAGUGAAAGUAGAAGGAAUUGUAGCAUUCAAUGUAUUGUGCCUUUCUUUGUUUAUAAGACUGAUUUUAAUUAGAAAGAAAUUUAAAAUUAAUGUUUGUAUUUUGAUAAGUAAAUUUGUAUUGUAUGUGAAUAUUUUGUAACUAUUGUUGAU